Culex quinquefasciatus (southern house mosquito) is the source of this 2590-nucleotide messenger RNA. RefSeq names its product helix-loop-helix protein delilah (gene tx). The transcript is spliced from 3 exons. Gene Ontology annotation, molecular function: protein dimerization activity. The coding region runs from base 1025 to 2191 and encodes 388 amino acids. Lineage: Eukaryota; Metazoa; Arthropoda; Insecta; Diptera; Culicidae. The record is from RefSeq and is a predicted model, not a curated record.
UCGCGCGGGUUGGAUGCGAGUCUCGGAAGGUUUUCUUGGAAGAUCAACGGUCGCGUACGAUCAGCUGUUUGCGAAGGAGUUGUUGAGUGGUGGCGAAGUUUGUGUUUGGGUGAAGAAACCGAAAGUGGUGGUCUGCGCCCACACGCGGGUUGUGCAAGUAGAGGUAUACCUUGGUGGCGCCAGCGUAGUAGUUCGUCUUGGUGAAGAUCCUCCCGGGGCUGAUCGCGAAGGCGUUACGGAAAGUGAUUUUGGAUUUCGGAGGAGUAUGCGAUCGCGGCGCAACAAAAGCAAAACACGGGUGAAGAAUUGAUCAUUACCAUAUACUCAAGUGGUGAUUGUCCGGCGCGGAACUUCAGGUCGCGGUCAAGGAAGAUAACCGCUGGAGGUCUCCGUACGAUCGAACACAAAGAAGUGCACGCGGUGACGGAGAAGGCGGCCAGACAACCGGAGGAGCUCCGCAUAAAAGUGGAGUUAUAAGUUGCGAAAUUUUAAUAAACAGCACUGCAUACGAUUAUCGCGGAUAAUCUCGGUGGAUUUUCAUACCAUGGCUGGAAGCUGAACAAGCAGUUCAAGAAGUUGAUCGGUGAACGGUGAUAGUGACCGGAGCAACUCCGAAGGGAAGAUACGCGGUGUGUCUGGAGUGCAGUGCAGAGUGGUCCCGGAGUCGUUAAUAAUAUUUUAAAAGAUCGUUUUGUGGAGUUGAAGCGAGAAAAAAAAGCAGCGGUAGUACAGGCCGCGACGCGGUGAUCGCACAGAUAUUUAUCGAAGAAUUAAAUUAUCGUUUUCCGCGAGUGGUUGUUAAGGAUUGUAGUACUGCAGAUCGACGAGACCAGGUCGUCGAUUCGGGGGCUACCGUCGGCGCCGACGGAACGACGAUUUUUGGAUAGCAAAUUGACCACGAUCCUUGCUGCCAGUUACCACGUAGUACCACGCAGUACGUCAGCUGAUAUCGUCGAAAUUGCACUAUGGUGUAGCACCUAACCUAAAUACAAAUAGUACAAACCUGCAACACUCUUCAGCAAAAAUGCACCACACGCUGAAACCGCUCGGCCACCUCAGCUUCCACCAGAUGCCCAUCAUGGCGGCGCUGGCCGACGCCAACAACAACAGCAACAGCAGCAUCAGCAGUCUCACGAGCAGCCUCAGCAGCAGCAGUCCAAGCAGCGGAAGUGACGAAGCCAUGGCCAAGAAGGACUCUGAAAAGUACUCCCUAAGACAACGCCAAACUCGGAGGUCCACUCCGGCGGCCAAAGCCAGUGUGGCGGCCGCUGUAAGCGAGAAGAAGACGGUUCCCAAGGAGAAACCCAAGCAGAAGGCACCGCCGUUGAGCAAGUACCGGCGGAAGACGGCGAAUGCUCGUGAGCGGACUCGGAUGAGGGAGAUCAACAGUGCGUUUGAGAAUCUGAGACAAGCGGUGCCGGUGGCGGUGGCCGGGCCCAGUGGGAACCAGUCUCCGGUUGGGUCGCCGGGCCAGAGUGGGGCGAACGAGAAGCUGACGAAGAUUACGACCUUGCGGUUGGCCAUGAAGUACAUCCGGAUAUUGAGCGACAUCCUGAACAACGAGGACGGUAGCUUGAUGAUUGACAACAACAAUGACGUUGACAUGAUUAAUCAUAACGAUAUUGAGCGGGAAGUCAUGCUGAAGGGAGCGUUGCUGAACGAGACCAUUUUCAAGGCCGUGAGUCCGGCGAUGGUCAAGACGACUCCGAGUAAAAAGGCCAACGCAAACCUUUCAACCCCCAAAAAGACCAAACCCAAGAAAUCCCCCAGCAAAGCUUCCACCCGGAAGUCCUCCCGAAACUCCAAACCCAACAAACCACCCUCUUUGAACCUGGUCCCCAGCCUCGACGCGAAGGACGACCUUCUCGACCUAGGCAUGAUGCUCGACUCGGACAACGACUCCCUGCAUCUGUCCGAGCCCUGUCUAAGCCCACCCCUCCCCUCAACCACCUCCCUCCACAAGCAACCCUUCGGAACGACCUCCUGCAACUCGAUCGUCGGCGGAACCGUCGUGACCCCGCCCAGUCACGCGGACCUGGAGUUUGGCCUGUUCCUCGAGUCGGACGCCGAUUCGCUCCAGCUGUCCGAGCCCUGUCUCAGUCCGCUCAGCCACCUGGACUCGCUGAACCCGUUCAACGAUCUGCUGCACACGGGGUUCAACGAGCAGACGGCGCUCGAGCUCUACUUAUAACGAUUACAGUUUACUUCCAGAGAAGCAUUCCAGCAAGCAGCAACAAAUAUGCCCGUGAUAGAAAUGAAAAUUCCUCUUACUUUGUAGCGAUUGUUAGGAUUUAAGUGAAAACGUGCAUUAGAAUAUUCGUGUUUGUUUGUAACCUAUUUAUUCUCAGUGUGUCAUAUUAGGUAAGGAGAUCACGAAGUGCAACAUAGGCAGCCAGAACAAAAAGUCAACAUCACAAAAAGUUUUUAGAGCAUACUUUAUUUAAUCUACUUUCACUGUUAGUUAAUAGGGCAUGAGUAUGGAACUUGGUUGUCGAACAGUUGUCGGAUUUCUAUUUUUCAGCUUUGAACAAUUAUCUAACAAUCAUUUACAGUAGUUGUUCGGUAACUGGGCUGAGAACGUAGCCCAUUC